Molecule: messenger RNA, 777 nt
Organism: Populus euphratica (Euphrates poplar)
Lineage: Eukaryota; Viridiplantae; Streptophyta; Magnoliopsida; Malpighiales; Salicaceae
Product: membrane insertase, putative (DUF1685)
Exons: 2
Coding region: 88-525 (145 amino acids)
Source: RefSeq, a predicted model, not a curated record
CGAAAAGGCAAAAAAACACAUUCACCGCCGCCUCAGAAACCCCAAAACAAGGGGCCUCUCCAGCCUCUUCAAUCGUCAGCACAGUCAAUGUCAAUUCAACCACGACCCCUCCCGCCACCGCGGAAUCCCCGGCCUACUAUGCUCAACAAGCAGCUAUCCUGGUCUCCAGACAUGACCCGCGAGGAAAUAUGGCUCAGAAGAAAAGGAAAUUCUGCAACGCGACGCCGGUGCAGCAAGAGUGUGACUGACGAUGAUUUAGAGGAGUUAAAAGCAUGUAUUGAACUAGGAUUCGGGUUCGGACCCGACUCGUCUGAUUUGGAUCCGAAGUUGUCGGAUACCUUGCCUGCUUUAGGUUUUUACUGUGCUCUUAAUAAACAGCAUAGUAGUUGUUUGUCUAGAUCAGCUUCGACGUCGUCGCUUUUGUCUGUUUCAGGUGAUGAUCCGGAGAUGGUGAAGAAGAGGUUGCGACAAUGGGCCCAGAUUGUCGCAUGCUCGGUCAAGCAAUUUUCAGGGGUACCAAAUUGAUGUAUUUUACCUGCAAGUCGUUGGCAGAUUGGUAAAAAAUAAUAAUUUUUUAAACCAGAUUAAUGAUGUAGGAUAUGCCACCGCAAUUCUUUUCUCUAGAGUGUUUUCCUUUUUAAUUUAUUUAUCUGGGUCUUAAUUAACCUGCUGCUCUUGGAUGAAGAAUGUAGAGCAAAACGAGGUUGGAACUGGUCCCUGUUACAUGUCAGUUCUGAAUUCUUGGAGGAAUCACUGCUAUAAUGCCUUUCCAGGGAA